AACAAACAUGUUGACAAUGUCAUAGCAAUUUUGUCAGGUUUCCAAUAAAAAAACAAAUCACUGAAUUAAUUUACAAAAUGUAAAAACAAAUAUCCAUUUUAUCAGACAAUUCUUCUUCAACCACCCCAAUUCUUGGUCCCCCACCCACCGAAGACAAAACCAAAAAAUUAAAAAAAAAUACGCAAACGAUUCCGCCGGACGCGAAGAGAGCACACACACUUUUCUCUAAUUAAAUUAAUUAUUAACCGUCCAAUUUGGCCGGAGCUUUUGUGCCAUACGGAAUAUGCAGGGCCCCGUCCAACGUAUCCGGGGGCUUUAACUUUGAGCAUAUUUUAUCAUGUUUAAGUGUUUUUGAUUUAAUGACGCGCAACCCCUCCACCAUCUCCCACCACCACCACCACACUAAACCAACCACCUCUUCACUCUACACAUUUUUUUUCUCCUAUUAUUACUCAUCAAUUAUGUAACCGGGGGGCUAAUUAAACGCCAACUUCACCGCAACUCAAAACUAUUGUACCAAACAAAAAAAAAACCCAAAUCAACCCCUUAGGCCAGCAUCCGGCGAACCCGUUGUCUUCGCCUGUUUGCACACCGGAACGCCGAGGGGGGAGGGUGGUAACCGACAGGUUCUCGGGAGGACGCGCAGCCCCGAAGAACAUCCCCCGCGCUUCGGCGGCGCGACGCGAGAGAGAAGGGGCGGGCGGCCCCAUUUAAAUCGCUGAUAUUAUCUCGAUAACAUCAGUAAUAACUCGCGACCCCGACGUGCUCACAUUCCAACCGUGCGAUGUAUUCGCUGUACCGGGCCUGGCUGUCGAUGGGACCGUGCGAGAACCUGCCCCCUUUGCUGUUACCACCUCAAGGGCCCCUAAAUCUGAGUGCUCCCGUCAACCAGCCCGGCGUCCCGGACGUGUCCCUCCAAGUGGGGCCGUCGUUGACACAGUUUUCGGCCCACAAGCAGGUGCUGAGCACCCACAGCGGCUUCUUCAAGGCCGCCCUCCUCAACCACACUGGUAACGCUCCCAUAGCGGUGCCCAACGUGAACGUGGACGAGUUCUCGUCCCUGCUCACCUUCAUGUACACCGGCUUCCUGGACCUCAACCUGAGCAACAUCUACAACAUCCUGCUGGCCACCCACAUCCUCCACAUGCCCAAGGCCCUGGAGAUUUGUCGCACCUUCCUCCUGCACAGCCAGAACGCCGAAAUGCUCCAGCGCCAGUGCAACAUCGUCAAACCAAUACCCAGUAGGAAGGCCAUGCUUCCAACCACCCAAAUCUACCCACCCAACAGCUUCAACAUGCUCAGAAAGUCGGAGGACACGCCGUUCCGGGUGGUGGAGGCCAACCCCCCGCCAGACCCGGACCUAACCAAGGCCUCCACCUCCAAAGAGCCGGAGCCACCCGAGUGCAAGAGACCGGAGAAGAAACCCAAACUGAAGUGCCGCCAGGAGAACAUGCCAGGCGAGAAAGUUAUAGUGGACAUAGCGUGUUGCGACGGUCCCGUGCGCUUCCACCGCGUCGUCAACAAGAACUACGGCCUCCCCGCCAGCGACCAGCCCUUCGAAAUCCAAAAAGAAGUGAACAGAAACGCCGUCCUCAACAAGGUGAUGAACGAGAACAUCCACAGCAAGCUGGACGACGCCGAAAACUCCGAGCAAAGCACGGAGAUCUUCACCUGCCUGUACUGCAAUCACACGUUCAAGUCGCAGUACUGCUUCCAGAAGCACGCGCGCCGCCACCUCAAUCCCGUCAGUCUGGAGGCGAAGGCGGUGCCCAAGGAGCAGGUGGCGAAGCGCGAGGUCAAACUGUUGGAUAUGAACGUGCAGUAUUAUCCGUGCAAGACGUGCGGCUCGAAGUUUCCCAGUUAUUAUUUCGUGCACAAGCACAGGAAGCUGUGCCAUCCGGAGGAGAUGGCCGACAACAACAACAAGAACAACGAGAUCGUGCCCGAGGGCAGCGGGAUCGGGGAGGAGAGCAGUGGAAGUGCCAUCGACGUGGUCGCCAUCCACGGCGAGAACGACGAUUGAAUUGUUUUUUUGCUGUUAGUUAUUGGCUUUAGCAAUAAUGGGAAAUACAUAUCAAUAUGUUUUUUGUUGUAUAUAUAUAAAUGAGCAAUAAAGUUGUUUUGAUCUCGACCCUGUUUUAAUUUUAAAUACUCAAUAAUUAUA
Aethina tumida (small hive beetle) is the source of this 2164-nucleotide messenger RNA. RefSeq names its product GDNF-inducible zinc finger protein 1. Gene Ontology annotation, biological process: regulation of transcription by RNA polymerase II. Lineage: Eukaryota; Metazoa; Arthropoda; Insecta; Coleoptera; Nitidulidae. The transcript is spliced from 2 exons. The record is from RefSeq and is a predicted model, not a curated record. Gene Ontology annotation, molecular function: protein binding; RNA polymerase II cis-regulatory region sequence-specific DNA binding; DNA-binding transcription factor activity, RNA polymerase II-specific. The coding region runs from base 785 to 2023 and encodes 412 amino acids.